Eutrema salsugineum is the source of this 756-nucleotide messenger RNA. Its product is annotated as bidirectional sugar transporter SWEET6. NCBI's taxonomy places the organism in Eukaryota, Viridiplantae, Streptophyta, Magnoliopsida, Brassicales, Brassicaceae. Gene Ontology annotation, biological process: carbohydrate transport. Gene Ontology annotation, molecular function: sugar transmembrane transporter activity. The transcript is spliced from 5 exons. Gene Ontology annotation, cellular component: membrane. The record is from RefSeq and is a predicted model, not a curated record.
AUGGUGUUUGCGCAAGUGAACCUUAUUCGGAAGAUUGUGGGAGUAAUAGGUUAAAACAUUAUCGCUAUAUGUAUGUACCUGUCACCAAUGCCGACGCUUAUAGGGAUCGUAAAGAAAAAGUCAGUGGAAAAAUACUCACCAGUACAUGGUUUAGCAACUCUCAUAAACUAUUUGGUUAGACUUCUCUAUGGACUUCCUAUGGUGCAUCCUGAUAGCACAAUGAUCAUUACACUUAGUGGUAUAGGGAUCCUGGCCGCAACCAUUUACCUUACCAUCUUUUUGGUUUUCUGUGAACACCAAAAACAGCGGUUGGUAAUAUUAGCUGUUUUAGCGGUUGAGGCUGUGUUUGUAGCUGUCCUCGCCGUUUUGGUUUUAACUCUCCAACACACUACCGAUCAAAGGACAUUGAGCGUUGGGAUCGUAUGCUGCGUUGUUAACAGUAUGAUGUAUAUUGCUCCAUUGUCUGUCAUGAAAAUGGUAAUAAAAACAAAAAGCUUGGAAUUCAUGCCGUUUUGGUUAUCGGUAACUAGUUUUCUAAACGCAUGUGUUUGGACAAUUUAUGGUUUCGUGCCUUACGACCCAUACAUGGCUAUACCAAAUGAAAUUGGAUGUGUAUUUGGGCUGGGUCAGUUAAUAUUGUAUGUUACCUAUUAUAAAUCCACCAAAAUGAUAAUGGCAGAGAGGAAGAAGCUACCCGGCUCCAUCGGUAAACUGGACUUAUCCAACGCGAUCUCCCAAACUCAAACAAUGAGUUAA